UCCAAAUUCCAUCUACUCGACACUGGCAUUAAACCGUGCGUCGGCCCUUGUGCCCAGUUGGAAAAAUUGAAUUGACAUAGACCCAGUGCCAAUAACAGCAAGUUAUCGGUUCGGCAGUUCGGCUUCUGUAUAAUUAAUUCUUCUUUAUUUCAUUGACAUUGUUUCGGCAUAGGCACGGUCUCCUUCAUAGAUCUAUGAGUAGUGUACAGAAUGGUCUCCUUGGACUUCUUGGAGUAAUAUAUUCUUUGAUGGGCACGGUUGUUCUAUCCGGAUGAAACCAUGUUAAAACCUUAUGAUUUAUAAAACAAACACUUCUCCAACUCCAACGAUUCUUCAGCCAUAAUAAUUACUCAAAUUAUUAAAAAUAUUUAGAUAAAUUAAAUUAGUACCUAGUAGUCUAUUCUAUGUAUUACGUACGAUAUGUGUGCGUAGAUGUUGGAAUUGCAGGGAACGUCAACCUUAUUGGGGUUCUACAGGGCGCAAUUUUGGGUCCAUUUCUAUUUUUUGUGUGAUAUUAUUUCAAUUUAGGGAAGUCUUUAAAAAUAAUUCAUAUCAACUUUGAUUUCAAUUAUUUUUAAAGGUGUAUAUGCGCCUUAUAGUAAAUAUGUAUGUACCUAUUAUUAUAACAACAUAUAUGUAUUAUAUACAAUAAGAUUUGCAUUUGUGACGCCUAUAAUUUAAUCAGUUGUAAGGCCCUACUCAUUAGGUAAAUAUUGCAUAAAGAUCAAGAUCUUUAACGGAGACACGUCUUUAAAAUAAUAGUUAAAUGAUAACAGUAAAAAAAGAAAGCAUUUUUGUUUUGUUUUCUGUAUUUCCUAUUGAAUGCUCUAGCCACUUAAAAUAACCACGAAUUAAUAACAUGAUAAGAUAAGGCAAAGAGUUCGAGUCUUCCGAUAACACUGUCGAUGCAUGCAAUAUGUAAUACAUAAGGUCGUCAAUACAACGUCAUGCCCGAGCAGAGACGUUUACUUUGAUAUUAUUCGACCACAUUUGAUAUCGAGCGUUGAAAAUGAUCCGCCUAGAGUGAAGUGCGUGACUAAGUCCGUUGUUAAAAAUGUUUGUUCAUUGUUUAGAAAAAUGCCAGAAGUAGAAGGAAAGCCACUAAGAUAUGGAAGUUGAAGAGAGAUCGCAAGGCGUGACUUGGCGCUGGCCAGUGCUCGUCUCGGUCAUUAUAUUAAACAUCUGUCUUCCAAGUCUCAUCUUGUCGUAUGGCGUGCUGUGGGUAUAUAUUUCCAGCGAGGUUCCCUUGUGGCUUGGUCUAAUCACACCUACAAUAUUUCUCCUCACAUACGGCCUGACACAAUGUUGGUUCAGAGAAGCAGCGGAUUCUUGGGGUGGAGCGAAUGGAUAUAGAUUUAUGGCAAGCGUUGGACUAGUGUUCGUUGUCAUUGGCCUCAUGGUUUGCGCAUUCGUGCCCGUGCAAUAUCAAUUGCUUCUUUACGGAGUUUUAGGAGGCCUGGGUUCAUCGCUAAUAUCAGCACAAGUAGAUGCAGUUUUGUUUGAAACAUAUGACACACGUCUAGAACUUGUUCGAGGCAUGUGUUACACAGGACAGGCAAUUGGACAGUCUCUCUUCCCUCACAUUUUAUUUAUCCUCAUAGAGUAUUACGGCUAUGCUUUCUCUUACAUAUUACUAGCAGGUAUAAUGCUACAAACAUUGCCCGUUAUAUUGUUCCUAAAAGUAGACGAUCCCAGAAGAUCAGCAUACUUCACAAGAUACAAAGAGUUGUCACAAACGUUUCUGAUGUACAAAAAUGAAAUCGACCAGUUCUAUGGCACUGAGUUGCAAUUGCACAAUUUAAGUAAGAAAUGCUGGAAGAGUCCCUCUGAUGAUAACUUACAUCGGUUAGGUGAUAAUGAUAAUGGCAAUAAUAAGAUAGUCGAAACUAUUACGCCACCUCCUAGCCCUGAAGAAAAGAGGAGGAAUAUUUUCGGAGUUGAAAUUUUACCAGAAAUACCCGAAGAAACUGAAGAAAGCGAGACUGAUGACGAAAGUGACUGUGAAACAAAUGUAAAUAUAAGUAAAAAACGUUUUAGUAUGGCGAUUAAAAGAUUAAGUGUGAUAGGUGACAAUUUCGAUGAAUGCAUUGUAAAUCAGGUUCGAAGAGAUUCACAGUCAAAUGGAGAUAUUGCUGAAAAUAGGGAGUAUUCUGAAUUGGAAGUGAGGUACGAUACAAUAGCACCGCCAAUAACAGAUAUACAAACGGAAAAGUUAUUAAACACAUUCAGCUUUCGAUGUCAGUCUGCCUAUUUGAAUAUGAAGAGAAAAGUUUCGAUACCUUCGUAUAGAGUAUACAGAAUAAGAAGGAGAAUGUUGUACCUGAUGUAUAGUAUAAACGACACAUUUUUCAAGCCACUAACGAGAUCAUUGUCGUGUGGUAAAUUUUAUCCAGCGUUACUUUUAAGUUUUAUUAAAUUAAGUUUAAUGGCAGUGGGUAUAGUUUUGCUGCCAAUGAUUGGUCUUCAGAUUCGACCGAAAAUAGCAAUGUAUGAGACCAAUUUUUUGAUGUCCCUUCACGGGUUCACGUGGAUAUGUUUCUUGCUAUGUACGCCAUGGUUGGCGCAAACACCAAAGAGAAAUUUUAAGUACGUGGUUACUUUUGGGCUCGUCGUUUCAACGUGUGCAUGUUUUGUGUUGGCCGAGGCUAAUAACCACGAUUCGUUCGCAAUCGGUUGCGUUAUAGCAGGCUUUGGAUACGGGGCUGUGACUUCGUGUUGGGAAUCGACUGUUCAAGAGUUCAUCGGUGCUCGCAAAUGGCCAAAACUCCACAGUACUAUAGAAACUGUGUCAGCGACUCUUUUGGUCAUUUUCGUUGUGGGUAUAUCAUUCGUGGUGCAGGAAGAUAAUGGACUUCAAUUCUCAAUGUUCAUAUUGGGUAUAAUAACGGCUGUGGUAUCUUUUGUCUGGAUUGUAAUUUCUGGUGUGUCAAUUUACAGAACCAAAGUGAGGACGUUGAGUUUUAAACGAAAAUGGACAUUUUGAUAAUGCAUUUCUGUUCCAUGAUAUUAUACAUCUCUCUAUUGACUGAAUUUAAUUUUGCACAAUUUAUUUAUUUGUAUAUUAUUAACAUUUUCAUCGAGUUGACAAUAGUCUAUACUUUUAAUAAAUUUAAAGACGUUUAAAUGGUUGUGAUAUUAAGUAAGGAAAUGUAAUGCAUGCUUAAAUAUAUAAUUAAAGUAUGGUUUGACUAUUCACAAGUGAAAUAUAUUUUUAUGGCAACAU
Molecule: messenger RNA, 3223 nt
Organism: Bicyclus anynana (squinting bush brown)
Lineage: Eukaryota; Metazoa; Arthropoda; Insecta; Lepidoptera; Nymphalidae
Exons: 5
Coding region: 1109-2983 (624 amino acids)
Biological process (GO): transmembrane transport; monocarboxylic acid transport
Molecular function (GO): monocarboxylic acid transmembrane transporter activity
Source: RefSeq, a predicted model, not a curated record